AUGGAGAUCUUCGUGCCAGACUCGGCUGAGACGGUGACUCCAACCUGGCUGAAAGAGGUCCUGACCCAGCAAGUUGCCGGGGAGUUUGAGGUGACCAAGCACGAGGCUACGAGUCUCACUAAGGGAAAGAUGCGAGAUGGCUACCUCAGCCAGAUGGUGGCCAUCACAGCAGAGGUCACUACAUCUGAUGGCAAGACCCUGACCUUUCACCUUAUGGCCAAGAUGUUCCCAGCGGGGGAAUUCCAGCGAAAGAUGGUCACCAGUACCCGGGCAUUUGACAGAGAGAUCCACGUCUACAAGGAACUCCUCCGCCAGGUUAGAGAAGCACAGGCCGGAAAUGCACAGGUCUUGGAACCUGCAUUUGCCAAAUGUUACCACACCUGUGCCAACUUUAGCCAGUCAGCCAUUGUCAUGGAAGACUUGAAAGCCACGGGAUACCGAAUGCAUGAUCGCUAUGCUGGACUUGACUUUGAACAUUGCCAGCUCAUCGUCAAGGAACUUGGAAGGUUCCAUGCUCUCACCUAUUACACCAAGGUAAAGCAGGGCAACAUUGAAAUAGGGUCAGGAAAGAAAGGACCUAAGCACGAAGGUCAAGGCAUAUUUGGCCAAGAACCCAGACCUAACAGUGCCCUUCUUCACACAUCUGGGUCCACGGGGUCCUAUGAGCACCUUCGUUCAUGNUUCGUUCAUGGAGACUGUUGGAACAACAACAUGAUGUUCCGAUAUGAGACCAAAGAAGGGAAAGAAGUUCCAGUGGAGGUCAAGCCCGUGGACCUCCAGAUUUCCCGAUACACACACCCUACCAAUGACCUGGCCUACCUACUCUAUACUAGCACCAACCGUGACAUGCGAGACAAGCACCUGGAAUCAUUGUUCAAGUUUUACCAUAAUUCAUUCUUGGAAACAAUGCAGACAUUGGGAAUGGAGUGCCCUGAUGCAUAUAGUUAUGAUGAAAUGAAGAAGGAGUUCAAAGUCAGUGUUGAAACAGGAUUUCUGAUGGCUUGUUGGUUGAUUCCAGCAAUGCUGAUGCAGGAGGAGGAUGCUAUUGACCUAGAUACAGUCAAAGAAGGUGAUUUUGAUGAAAUUAUGGAUGACUUCAAAGACAAGAUUGCUAGUGGGUCCAAUAAGAAGGUUGUUGAACGAAUCAUUGGCUUAGCUGAAGAAAUAGCUGAGCUUGGAAUCAUCUAA
This is a messenger RNA of Darwinula stevensoni, 1188 nucleotides long. NCBI's taxonomy places the organism in Eukaryota, Metazoa, Arthropoda, Ostracoda, Podocopida, Darwinulidae. The record is from the annotation of a GenBank genome assembly.